This is a messenger RNA of Salmo salar (Atlantic salmon), 3702 nucleotides long. Lineage: Eukaryota; Metazoa; Chordata; Actinopteri; Salmoniformes; Salmonidae. The record is from RefSeq and is a predicted model, not a curated record.
UGCAAAAGGGGAAAACUGAACCCUGGUUGCAUCAGCGCGUUGAGUAGCACUUACCGGCGGAGUUACAUGCUGUUAGAUAUUUACAUUUUCUUGUAAUAUCUAGUACUUUAGCAAGUUAUAUCUAGGUAUUUCAGUCCAAAAGCAGUUGAAUAGAGGCAGCUAGAUGAAACUAUUCGUGAGUGACGGAAAUCCGCACUGUGUUAAAGUGCUAGCAGUCCUCGAAUUUACUGGAGUCAAAUGUGACGUUAAACAUGUCAACCACGAAGAGAGAGUGGUGCCCUACCUCAGCCGUCCAGCCCUGCCUGCUCUGCUCCUCCCCAGUGGAACAUACCUCUUCAGCCCCAACUCCAUCUGCCAAUACCUGAUAGAGGUGAAUGGACAGGAAUCCAGUGAUAUCGUCAACCAGUGGCUGGAAUGGGAAGCUACAGAACUACAGCCUGCAGUGAUGCAGGCCCUUCACAUGGUGGUGCUGCAGGGAAAAGGAGCACAAACCACCAGGGUUCUACAGGGACCUCUCAGCUACCUGGACCAGAGCCUGAGCAAGAGGACCACGUUGUUCCUCACUGCUGAGAUGGUUUCAGUGGCAGACGUUGUUCUGUGGGCAGCUCUCUACCCCAUCCUGUCUGACAGCAGUCUGGUAUCAGGUAAUCAGACGGAGCUGCAGCACUGGUUUGAGCGUGUGGGCAUGUUGGCAGCCUGUGGCUCUGCAGCCCAGACUGCACUGCACGGGAAGGGACUGAAGGCUGAGUCUCUGAAGACCUACCUGCAGAGACAGCCAUCCACACACCAUGGUCAGGGACAGGUUCAGGGUAGAGGCUCACAGCCAUGCAACAGCCCUGAGGGUGAUGACGAUGGUGAUUGUGUGCUGUCAGAGGAAGAGAUCCAGUCUUUUGCGGUCACCUGGGGUAAAGGACUUGCAGACUUACCCAUGGUUCCAGAGAGACAACACCCUAUUCUUCCUGUGGAGGGCAAGAGGAACGUCCUAGUGACCAGUGCCUUGCCUUAUGUUAACAACGUCCCUCAUCUGGGCAACAUCAUCGGCUGUGUGCUCAGCGCUGACGUCUUCGCCAGGUAUGGUCGUCUGCGUGGAUGGAAUGUACUGUAUGUGUGUGGGACUGAUGAGUACGGUACAGCUACAGAAAACAAGGCCCGUGAGGAAGGUCUAACAGCGCAGCAGAUCUGUGAUAAGUACCAUGCUGUCCACGCCUCCAUCUACCAGUGGUUCCAGGUGGACUUCGACUUCUUUGGCCGCACCACCACAAAGAAACAGACUGAGAUAGCCCAGAACAUCUUCUGGCGUCUCCAUGAGCGAGGUUUCCUACUUGAAGACAUUGUGGAGCAGCUGCGCUGCGAGGCGUGCCAGCGUUUUCUAGCCGACCGCUUCGUGGAGGGAACAUGUCCCUACUGCUCUUACCCAGAGGCCCGAGGGGACCAGUGUGACAAGUGUGGCAAGCUUAUCAACGCUGUGGAGCUACGGGAGCCUACUUGUAAGGUGUGUAGUCAGACUCCUGUAGUCCAAUCCUCCAAACACCUGUUCCUGGACCUGCCCAAGUUGGAGGCUGAGUUGGAGCAGUGGUUGGAGAAAUCUACUGGGUCAGGAGACUGGACGGCCAACGCCAAACAGAUCACCAGGUCCUGGGUGAGGGACGGACUCAAACCCCGCUGCAUCACCAGAGACCUGAAGUGGGGAACCCCUGUACCUCACCCCGACUUCUCUGACAAGGUGUUCUACGUGUGGUUUGACGCUCCUAUUGGUUACCUGUCCAUCACAGCCAACUACACUGACCAAUGGGAGAUGUGGUGGAAGAACCCACAACAGGUGGAGCUGUAUAACUUCAUGGCCAAGGACAACGUUCCGUUCCAUAGUGUGGUGUUCCCCUGCUCUCUACUGGGAGCACAGGACAACUAUACACUGGUGAACCACCUGGUGGCUACAGAGUACCUCAACUACGAGGACACCAAGUUCUCCAAGAGUCGAGGUGUUGGUGUGUUUGGUGACAUGGCCAAGGAUACGGGCAUCCCCUCUGACGUGUGGAGAUUCUACCUGCUCUACCUCCGUCCUGAGGGACAGGACUCGGCCUUCUCCUGGGUGGACAUGGCCACCAAGAACAACUCUGAGCUUCUCAACAACCUGGGCAACUUCAUCAACAGGGCUGGUAUGUUUGUCAGUAAGUUCUUUGAGAGCUAUGUCCCUGCCAUGGAUCUUCAGCAGGAGGACAAGAGGCUGUUGGCUCAGGUGGGAUGGGAGCUGAAGCAGUACAUGAACCUCAUGGACAGAGUCAAGAUCCGUGAUGCCCUGAAGUGUAUCCUCAACAUCUCUCGCCACGGUAACCAGUACAUCCAGGUCAACGAACCCUGGAAGAAAAUCAAAGGAGACGAAACAGACAGGCAGCGAUCGGGUACAGUGACAGGUGUGUCUGUGAAUGUGGCGUGCCUGCUGUCCGUCAUGCUCCAGCCCUACAUGCCAACGGUCAGUCAGACCAUCUGCCAGCAGCUGAACGCCCCGCCCACCGUUACCGGCACCAUGCUGCAGGGCACAGGGAACUUCGUCUGCUCUCUGCCCGCCGGGCAUCACAUUGGCACGGUCAGCCCGUUGUUCCAGAAACUAGAGGCUGAACAGAUCGAGUCUCUGAAGAAGAGGUUUGGAGGACAGCAGCCAGAGGAGGAGGAAGAAGAAGCCAAACCGAAGAAGCCGAAGACGGCAGCCCAGACUGAUGUCAACGCUCAGCCCGCUCCAAGCCCAGCUUCACAUCCUGCUGCUCAGACUGCAGUGAACGGUGCUGACGCUGAGAGAGCCAGAGAGUUAACACUGGCUGUGGCAGAACAGGGGGAGAAGGUCCGGACCCUGAAGGGCCAGAAGGCAGAGAAAGCUGUGAUUGGAGCAGAGGUCACCAAACUACUGGAACUGAAGAAACAGCUCUCCCUGGCUGAGGGAAAACACCCAGAACCAGUGUUGAUAAAAGGCAAGAAGAACGCUCAGCCCGCUCCAAGCCCAGCUUCACAUCCUGCUGCUCAGACUGCAGUGAACGGUGCUGACGCUGAGAGAGCCAGAGAGUUAACACUGGCUGUGGCAGAACAGGGGGAGAAGGUCCGGACCCUGAAGGGCCAGAAGGCAGAGAAAGCUGUGAUUGGAGCAGAGGUCACCAAACUACUGGAACUGAAGAAACAGCUCUCCCUGGCUGAGGGAAAACACCCAGAACCAGUGUUGAUAAAAGGCAAGAAGAAGUGAUUAGAUAUAAAGAGAAGACCGACAGAGGCUGGACAAAUGAGAGAAGUAGAGGCAAGAUUUGAAUAAUAAGAAGAAACAUGAGAGUGAGAUAAACAGAUCUGUGGCAGGAUAGAAGACAAUGUGGUGUUGCUUAUGGGGACAGAGUAAUGGGAAAGAUCAGUAAUCGAAGAGGGGGGAAUUGAAAACUGCUACAAAAUAUUCAGUCAAACUAUUUCUACAUCUCUUUACUGAAAGUAGCAGGUUCUAGUAGGCUGAUGGCUAGGUGGAUUCCCCGUUAUUUUUACUGCACGGUAUCAUGAAGAGAAAUAAAAUGAUUACAUGGCCACCAGGCUACGGUUCUACUGUCACUAUGCAGCAAUUAGUUCAGGUCAGUGUGUGUAAUAAUAUUAUAAUAUUGUUAUAUAAAAAAAGAGAAGUCAUGUUUUUACAUAUUCCCAUUUAUUCAAUCAAAUAAAUACCACAUUUGCUAAAAA